GUAAGACAUUGUGUCUAUGGGGUGGAACCCAUAGCUGUCAAAGUCUUCUGCAAUUCCGGCUUGGUAACCACCAUGAGGGAGAUGCAACAGGGUAGCCAACAUAUCAGCAGUAACCGUCACACUGAAAUUGUAGACGGUGGUGGUGAAAUACGACGGAUAACGUCUAGGACUGCACUGCAUACUCGCGUAGGACAUUCUCACAGCUUCAGGGCACUGAUCAAGGAGUCGAUUCUGAAGCAGAGAACUCCACUCAAGGUCAUUGAUAUAUCCAUUAACCCUCAGUCUAUACCGAUUGAAGGUGGUAGGAGGGAUGAGGAAAUUAGUGAUUUGCUCGAACAGAAGCUUAGGGAUUUUAGGCAGUCGCUGAAAAACGAAAGGCGCCACUAUUUUGCUGAACUGGAAUCACACGAGCGACAAAGAGAGUCUGCUAGGGUGAAGAUUAGGCUUAUGCCCACAACCCGAGUGAGCGGCGCUAGCAGAGGAUUUCGAAUGAGGGGACUGAACAGGCAGGAAUCUCACGAAAGGCUGGGAGAUGGACAGGAGAGUGAGCUGGGCUUAGGCCCACAAGGCCUGGUGAGGGGCUUAGAGAAUGAAGGCCGAGGACACACAUUGAAUGUGUUUAAGAAGGCUUAGCCCACUGAUUAUGAUCAGACCAAGAGGCCAUAAUCAGACCUUGAAAAGCUUAACCUAAAUCGUUAAUUUCACUAGACAGAAUAAGCCCUAGUUCUCGAC
Messenger RNA from Linum trigynum, 732 nucleotides. The record is from the annotation of a GenBank genome assembly. NCBI's taxonomy places the organism in Eukaryota, Viridiplantae, Streptophyta, Magnoliopsida, Malpighiales, Linaceae.